AUGUCUACUGCCUCUAAAAUCACAUUUGGGACAUCAUGCCUUUUUGCAGUAUCAGCUUUUGCCUUUAUAAAUUUUAAUCAGAAGUUGGAACGAGAUGCGCUCAGACAGGGCCCCAUUAAAGACGCAGCAAGAGUGGAGGCGAAAAGACAAGAAAUGUCAAGCAAACAAAGGUCCAAUGAUUUGGAACACAAGCAACAAAUGGAACUAAAGGAGAGGUUUGAGAAGCUACAGCCUUUAAGUGGUGAAAUUAUUAUUGCUGACGAGGACACGAAGAGUUAG
Molecule: messenger RNA, 279 nt
Organism: Priceomyces carsonii
Lineage: Eukaryota; Fungi; Ascomycota; Pichiomycetes; Serinales; Debaryomycetaceae
Exons: 1
Coding region: 1-279 (92 amino acids)
Biological process (GO): mitochondrial respiratory chain complex IV assembly
Cellular component (GO): mitochondrion
Source: RefSeq, a predicted model, not a curated record